AUGACUUCCUCUCCUUUGAGAUCAAAAACCAGUUUCCAUGCUCGCUCCAUUAGCUUGCCCUCUAGAUCUCAUCCGCUCAUUCCUCAAUUUGAUGAUCGUUUGUGCAGAAUCAAGGCUUCUGAAGCCACAUCUUCAUCAUUGCCAUCCAUCAGCAACAGACUAAGCGGCCUUGAAGAGUUAUAUGAUUGUGUGGAUGAUUUGCUUCAAUUGCCACAGACUCAACAAGUAUUUACCCAUGAGUGCAACCAGAAAUGGGUAGAUGAAGCCUUGGCUGGUCAUCUCAGGCUCUUGGAUACGUGUGCCAUUGCUAAAGAUGUCUUCUCACAGACAAAGCAAGAUGUACAGCAACUUCUUUCAAUGUUGUGCAAAAGAUGGGAUGCAAAUGAUUUUGGUGCAUAUUUGACCUCUCAAAAGAAGGUGAAGAAGGUGAUCCAAAAGUCCCUAAAGGAUUUGAGGAGAAUCAGGAACAAUGAAAGCCUUCUAGCCUUGGACAAAGACCAUCAAACUGUGGAAAUUGUUAGCAUGUUAACUGAGGUUGAAGCUGUCACUGCAGCCGCGUUUGAGUCCUUAUUGUCCUAUGUUGCGGGGUCAAAGGUGCAAUCAAGGCCAACUACUUGGUCUUUGAUGUCUAAACUGAUGCAUCAAAAAAGUGUAUCUCAACAUGAUGAAGCAGAAAUGAACGAGUUUGAGAAGGUUGCUACUGCAUUGCACUCACUCACUGGUCACAAGACAAGCAAAUUUGAUAAUAUCAUGAAUGUUGAGAAUUUGCAAAAUCAGUUGGGGAAGAUGGACUCACUCAUUCAAGAUGCGGAAGAAAAACUAGAGUGCCUGUUCAGACGUUUAAUCAGAACCAGAGUUUCCCUCCUCAACAUUCUGAGCCAGUAG
This is a messenger RNA of Cornus florida, 885 nucleotides long. RefSeq lists its product as uncharacterized. The transcript has a single exon. The record is from RefSeq and is a predicted model, not a curated record. The coding region runs from base 1 to 885 and encodes 294 amino acids. Lineage: Eukaryota; Viridiplantae; Streptophyta; Magnoliopsida; Cornales; Cornaceae. Gene Ontology annotation, biological process: shoot system development; root development.